AUGGCCACCCCCGGAACGCAAUAUAUGAUGCAAGCCGGUCUUGCAACAGGCAUGUCCGCAACAGAGGGUAUGCACUCGCCGCACCUUCGACCAGUGGAUCCCAAUCUCAGCGACCCAGCCCACGUACUGCCGUCAGACCUCGUGCCUAAUUCACAGACCCGAAUGGCUCUGCAUGGCCGGGGUGGACAGGACGUCCUCAUCCCGUACCUGAGCAUCGGGGCCUGGUCCUGGGGCGACAAAGCUACGUUCGGAUAUAACGCGACUCAUGAUCUACCAAGGAUCCACGCAGCCUGGCAGAAACUCAAGGCAAUCGGACUAACCUUCGUGGACACCGCACAAGCUUAUGGCGACGGCGAGAGCGAGAGAAUCUGCGGGACGCUUUUUGAGGGUAUGCCCCGGGACUCAUUCGUCGUACAGACCAAAUGGCAUCCCACAUCGACGAUCAAAAACACAAUUAUGCAAUCCAGCAGUCCGAAGAAGAUGCUCCAGGGCUCACUUGAUCGCCUGGGCCUGGGGUAUGUGGAUAUUUACCUUGUUCAUGGGCCCAUCCACCCAGGCAAUAUUUCGACAAUCGCCAAGGGUUUAGCGGAUUGUAUGGAGUCCGGCCUCACUCGUGCCGUUGGAGUGGCCAACUACAGCACGCAAGAAAUGAUUAAGAUGUCAGAUCAGUUGGCCAAACACGGGUUUCCGCUCGGCGUGUCGCAAUGCGAGUACUCCGUCAUCCGUCGUCUUCCCGAGACAAGCGGGAUGAUCCGUGAAUGCAAGAGGCGGAGUAUAUGUUUCCAGGGAUUCGCAUCACUAGCUGAGAGUCGGUUGUCUGGGAAAUAUUCGCGUUUCAACCAGCCCCGGCGAACGCUGCGAUUCAGUAGCUAUCCGAUGCACAUGCUGGAGCCAACCAUCACUGUGCUCAAGGCUAUUGCGGAGAAACGCCAUGUGCCUGUUCCAGCUGUGGCGUUAAACUACUCCAUUAAUAAAGGAGUGGUGCCUCUAGUGGGUAUUCGAAAUCCAGAACAGGCGGAUCAAGACAUGCAGGCACUGGGCUGGCGGUUGACAGAAGAGGAGAUCAUGCAGAUUGAGGAGGUGAGUUUGGAGGGUCAGACCUCUUCGAUGCUGCAACACGGUUAG
Molecule: messenger RNA, 1125 nt
Organism: Penicillium waksmanii
Lineage: Eukaryota; Fungi; Ascomycota; Eurotiomycetes; Eurotiales; Aspergillaceae
Exons: 1
Coding region: 1-1125 (374 amino acids)
Molecular function (GO): oxidoreductase activity
Source: RefSeq, a predicted model, not a curated record